Molecule: messenger RNA, 5315 nt
Organism: Cavia porcellus (domestic guinea pig)
Lineage: Eukaryota; Metazoa; Chordata; Mammalia; Rodentia; Caviidae
Gene: Pacs2
Product: phosphofurin acidic cluster sorting protein 2
Exons: 26
Coding region: 503-3064 (853 amino acids)
Biological process (GO): protein localization to plasma membrane
Molecular function (GO): transmembrane transporter binding
Source: RefSeq, a predicted model, not a curated record
CCCGCGCCCAGAGCACAGCCGGUGGGGCCCGAGUCAGGCUGCCCGGGUCUGAGGGGGCAGCCCGGAUCUGAUCGGGCUGAGACUCCGGGUCGGAGUGCCAGGUUCCCCUGGCCCGCGCCCAGUCUUCCCUUGACACCUGCCUCUGGCGCGCGCGGGGUUCCAGCCGGGUACCGCAGUUGCCCUCGAGUCCAGACACUGUCAAGCCUCGAGGCCUGGGAGUGACCCUCAGGCGCGGUGUCACAGGACAGCUACAAUCAGCGCAGGACCAACGUGUCCCCUGUCUGGAGGACUCCAGGCCGCCCCUUCGUCCAGCGGGCCGGGCCGGGUCGGUUCCCUCCUUAUGUUUAGCCCUGCCUGGCCCUGUGGAGACAUCUUCUGAACCCCAAUGCUUUUUGACUGGAGCUGCUGAUUUUGACAUUGCAAAGGCUCAGCGCCCUGCACUGGGUUAUGCAGCCUAACCCUGAAGAAGCUGGCAGUUCUCAGAGAGCUGGAAAAGGAGCUGAUGUCCGUGGUGAUUGCAGUCAAGAUGCAGGGCUCCAAAAGAGUCCUACGGUCUCAUGAGAUUGUGCUGCCCCCCAGUGGACAAGUGGAGACUGACCUAGCCCUGACCUUCUCUCUUCAGUACCCUCACUUCUUGAAGAGAGAAGGCAACAAGCUUCAGAUCAUGCUGCAGCGCAGGAAGCGGUACAAAAACCGGACAAUCCUGGGCUACAAGACGCUGGCCGUAGGCUCCAUCAACAUGGCUGAGCCUUCUACCUGGGAGCAGGUGAUGCAACACCCUUCGGAGGGUGGCCAAGUCCUGAGCCUCUGCAGCAGCAUCAAGGAGGCCUCUGUCAAGGUGGCUGAGAUCUGGAUUGUCUCCCUGUCCAGUCAACCCAUUGACCACGAGGACAGUGCCAUGCAGGCUGGCCCCAAGGCCAAGUCCACAGAUAACUACUCUGAAGAGGAGUACGAAAGCUUCUCCUCUGAGCAGGAGGCCAGUGAUGAUGCCGUGCAAGGGCAGGAUCUGGAUGAGGAUGACUUUGAUGUGGGAAAGCCUGAGAAGCAGCGGAGAUCGAUUGUAAGAACGACGUCCAUGACCAGGCAACAGAACUUCAAGCAGAAGGUUGUAGCGUUGCUGCGGAGAUUCAAAGUGUCAGACGAGGUCCUGGACUCAGAGCAGGAUCCCGCAGAGCAUGUCCCUGAGGCAGAGGAGGACCUGGACCUCCUGUAUGACACACUGGAUAUGGAGAACCCCAGUGACAGUGGUCCUGACAUGGAAGAUGAUGACAGCGUCCUCAGCACUCCCAAACCCAAGCUCAGGCCGUACUUUGAGGGCCUAUCACACUCCAGCUCGCAGACAGAGAUUGGGAGCAUCCAUAGUGCCCGGAGCCACAAGGAGCCUCCAAGCCCGGCCGAUGUGCCUGAGAAGACGCGGUCCCUGGGAGCCAAGCAGCUGAGUGACAGCAUCUCGGACACGGUGGCCCUGAGCACACCAGCCCCACAGGAGCUGGCAGAGCCACCUGAGGACAGCCCUGAGACUGAGACCUCCACCCUGGAUGUGUUUACUGAGAAGCUGCCACCCAGCGGGAGGAUCACCAAGACAGAGUCUCUUGUCAUCUCAUCCACCAGGUCUGAGACAAAGCCAGCUGGCCGCCGGGGCCGGAGCACAUCCCUGAAGGAGCGGCAGCCAGCACGACCACAGAAUGAGCGGGCCAACAGCCUGGACAAUGAGCGUUGCCCAGACACGAGGAGCCAGCUGCAGAUCCCCAGGAAGACUGUGUACGAUCAGCUGAAUCACAUCCUUAUUUCCGAUGACCAGCUCCCUGAGAACAUCAUUCUUGUCAACACCUCUGAUUGGCAGGGGCAGUUCCUUUCCGAUGUCCUGCAGAGGCACACACUCCCUGUGGUGUGCACGUGCUCCGCCGCCGAUGUACAGGCAGCCUUCAGUACCAUUGUUUCGCGGAUACAGAGAUACUGCAACUGCAAUUCCCAGCCCCCGACCCCUGUGAAGAUCGCAGUGGCAGGAGCGCAGCAUUACCUCAGUGCCAUCCUGCGGCUCUUCGUGGAGCAGCUGUCCCACAAGACACCUGACUGGCUCGGCUACAUGCGCUUUCUCAUCAUCCCGCUGGGUUCCCACCCCGUGGCCAGGUACCUGGGCUCCGUGGACUACCGCUACCACAACUUCUUCCAGGACCUGGCCUGGAGAGACCUGUUCAACAAACUGGAGGCCCAGAGUGCAGCACCACCUCCUCGUGCAGUGCAGGACACACCAGACAUCGUGUCACGCAUCACCCAGUACAUCGCAGGGGCCAACUGUGCCCACCAGCUGCCCAUUGCUGAGGCCAUGCUGACCUACAAGCAGAAGAGGAAAAGGCACUUUCACUUUGACUUUACCCUAAGCCCUGAUGAAGAGUCCUCCCAGAGAUUCAUUCCCUUUGUUGGGGUUGUGAAGGUUGGGAUUGUGGAACCAUCCUCUGCCACGUCAGGUGACUCGGAUGAUGCAGCCCCCUCAGGCCCAAGCGUGCUAUCCUCCACCCCACCAUCCACGUCGCCUGCAGCCAAGGAGGCCUCACCAACCCCGCCAUCCUCCCCAUCAGUGAGUGGAGGCCUGUCUUCCCCCAGCCAAGGUGUCGGCGCUGAGUUCAUGGGGCUCCAGGUGGACUACUGGACAGCAGCACCUCCUGCAGACAGGAAGAGGGAUGCCGAGAAGAAGGACCUGCCCACCACCAAAAACACGCUCAAGUGCACUUUCCGGUCCCUCCAGGUCAGCAGGCUGCCCAGCAGUGGCGAUGCCACGGCCACACCCACCAUGUCCAUGACUGUGGUCACCAAGGAGAAGAACAAGAAGGUGAUGUUUUUACCCAAGAAAACGAAAGACAAGGACGUGGAAUCCAAAAGCCAGUGUAUCGAGGGCAUCAGCCGCCUGAUCUGCACGGCCAAGCAUCAGCAGAACAUGCUGCGGGUCCUCAUCGACGGCGUGGAGUGCAGUGAUGUCAAGUUCUUCCAGCUGGCCGCGCAAUGGUCCUCGCAUGUGAAGCACUUCCCCAUCUGCAUCUUCGGACACUCUAAGGCCACCUUCUAGCCUCAUUCAGAGAGGGGCAUGCCACAGGACUGUGGAGAGGCCCACGUUUCCUUAACAUUUCAGUUUACUACAAAGACAGAUCCUUAAAAACACAAAGAAACAGUCUUAAGUACAAAUGUGCUCGCAGCUGGAAACUUAAGGUCAGCUCCCUGCUGGAUGCUGAGUAAUUGCUCUGCUUAUUAACCAGACAUUUGGCCCAGCAAACACAAGGCUGUGGGGCCCAGGGAGGUUCAUUCCAGCACAGGAGGCCCCAGACCCUACAGCAAGGAGGGUUCUGCCUGCAUCAUACCCUUUCCAGAAGCCAGGACACUGCGUCCUCCAGGAGCUCUGAGUCUGGUGGUGAGAGGUCAUAGGUUGCAGGCUCACUCAGCUUCCUGGCAGAGGACACCCCAGAUCCCAGCUCCACCCAUUCGGGGCUCCCAAUAAACUCUAGCCUCCAGGGAGAGGUUUUAUAGUAGCAUAUCUUUCUAAUGCUUUCAAAUACACAUUACCAUAUAGCUGCCAAACAGCUGUUGCUCUCCUGAAGUCCCCAGCAGGUCCUGUCCAACCUCAUCCCCUCACUGGUCUGACACUGAGGCUGCCUUAGCCUGUCAGUCUCAGGGGUUCCCUGAAAAUGUCCCAGUGUCCAAGUUGCUCUGCUGCACCAUCCAUCCACCCCCCAACUUGCCUGCUGUCCAGGAGUGUCCAGGACUGGUCAUGUCGGUAUCUAGGUUAAGAUUCAAGGUUUGUGGUCAACUGAUGAGCAGGUGCAUAUGUAGGACAUUUAGCAACUAUGUGGCCAGCAAAGGAUCAAGCAGGCUGGCCUGUCACAGAGUCUAAGUACACCCACAGUGUUGGGACCCUCCUGGCCAUACUCCUGAGAGCAGCAUGUUGUAUUAGGAUCCUAUCCUGGGGGACACCCUGCCCCCACCCACCCAUGCCUCAGAAUUGUCCAUCUGACUGCCAGCCUCAGCAGGCUGACAGGGUAGGAGAAGCAGCUCAGUGCUCUUUUUCCAAAGUCCACACCUGGGGUCUCCUAGGAAAAGCCCCCUCCUUGGAAAUGGUACCCCUGCCGUGAACAGGGGUGGCCCUCCCAGAAACUGUGGUCCUGGUGUUUUGAGAGCUACACAAGCUGUGCUCAGAAAACAGUGCCAAACUGUAGGACCGGUCAAGUCACAGAGGAGUCCCCAUCUUGGGGAGAAAAUGGCCCAUUUCCUUACCUGUUACCUACCUGCUAGCCUGCUUCCUUCUCAGGUGGCUAAACAAACUCCAUUUUGUCCAGUGUGUGGGGUGGGAGCUGGGGCUAGUGACUAGGUCGGGUUCUGUCCCAUUGCCUUGAGUGCAAACUUUAGACAGCCUGAGAAUGUCCUUCCCAUGAACCCUGUGGCUCCCGCUUCACCUAGGACCAGAUCCUGAGGCACUACUUAGCGGACAGCCUCUGCAAAGGGCCAGAAAGGGAUCAGGCUAGCUCAGUGUCAAGUGCUGGAAACGUUGGCCUUUGGGUUUCAGAGCCUGUUUUACCUUUGUAACCAGUUUCUUCCUAAAAAUCACCAUUGGUAGGGAUAUAGCUUGGCUUUUUAGCCUGCAGGGCACAGGAGCUGCCCAGCUUCCUGCAGUGGGCAGCCCUUUCUUGGAGACCACCUCCCCGUGACUGGCCCCACAACCCCACUCUUGCUCAGGUAAGGAAAAGAUGUGGGCAGAGCCCAUCCCAUGGCCAGGCCUGCAGAGUAAGAGCCCAUCAGUCCUGCAGUGAGUGCUGUGUGGUCUCCACUACAGCAGGCCGUGUUAGGGAAAUGUGCAGGUGGAAACCUGGGCCGCACGCCUCUCACUGCCUCAGUUUCCCAUCAGUUAGAGGGAUAGUCGCAUUUUCCCUGCCUACCUCAUGGAGCUGUUGUACGGAUUCAUGGAAAAGCACUUUGACCUCUGGAGGGGUGAGAAGCCAAAGCCAUCUGACAGCUGAUAUGACCGCACAGUGGAGAGUGGGUGUAGGGAUUCCCUGCUGGCAGCGGGCUGCUCUGCUCCACCAGUCACGGCGGGGCCAGGCAGGAGCCGCCCUUCCAGCCGCGUGCUCGUCAGUCCUGGCGCCGCGGCUGCCCGCCCUGCAGAAGGGCCGCGGGGCCGCCCCCUGCUCACAGUGACUGGUGUCUAUGGUGUACGUGUUGCUAAUUUUUUUUAACGAGAAGCAGGAUUAAUGUAAAUAGCAGACGCUAAUCUGUCCCAUGGGGACGACUCUAAGGUGCUGAAGCGACAUUAAUAAACUGAGGGCACUCUU